Messenger RNA from Dimorphilus gyrociliatus, 787 nucleotides. The record is from the annotation of a GenBank genome assembly. NCBI's taxonomy places the organism in Eukaryota, Metazoa, Annelida, Polychaeta, Dinophilidae.
UAUGAAAGAAAGGGGAAGAAUUCUUUUUGUUUUGGUUCUAAUUCUUCCUUAUUUGGAAUUUAUAGGUGGUAGUUUUGUUUCUAUUAGUACAAAAGGAUGUGGCUCAAUUAAAGGUUGCUACAGAAUGCCACCUAAUUGCAAUGGAAGGAACUGCCUAUCUCUAAUUACUUUUAGAUGGCAUAAAGCUACAGAUACUAUUUUAUUUGAAAUGCAAUCACAAGCCUUGUCAGGUAUUCAUUGGACAUCUGUUGGAUUCUCUGACGAAGCUCAAAUGGGAGAUAAUUACGUAGUAGAUUGUCUUUAUAAUCAAUCAUCAAGCAACGCCUUAAUUCAAAGAUCCUGGAAUUAUUUAAAUUCAGGUGGACGGAGAACUGGUAAUAGAGUUUUGAAAGAUAAAUAUGCAGGAAUGGAUCUAUCGCAACCGUUUCAAGCAAAUUAUAGUGAUGGUUUUAUUCAAUGUACUUUUAGUAUGCACGUAACAACGACAGGAGCUAAAUAUACUCCAAAUUUUAAGAGUAAAUAUUACUUGCUUCUGGCUAGAGGUCCUACAACGAAAAAAGGAGUAAAGCAUAAGCACACAGUAUCUCCUUUUAUGUCACCAGAAAAAAUGAAUCUAUUGACUUUUGUUGAUAUAACUGGACUAAAAAAAGAUACUCUUGUACUUUUACAUGGAUCAUUUAUGCUAAUUGCGUGGCUCUUGCUCGGAAGUUCGGGAAUGCUUGUUGCAAGAUAUUGCAAAUCUUUCUUUGGACAAUUCCGAUCAACGCAUACCUGGUUUCUGGUAUAA